CAGACGUGGUCCACAAAGAAGGAAGUUUGACAGUGAGCACGAACAAGUGAGUCCUGCUCGCUUCAUUCAGGCGGCGGCUCGUGGAUCUAGGAUGACAUAGAGAAAGGUGGGUGGGGGCGAUGUGAGCUGCAGGGUAGAAGAAGAAGAAAAAAAAGAAGAAGAAGGAGGAGGACGAGCAAACAUCGACGCCGCGCUUUUCCCGCCCCGCGUCACUCGGACAUCCACGCGCCAAAGAUGCUCAUCAAGGAAUUCCGCGUGAUUCUUCCUAUCUCGGUGGAAGAGUACCAAGUGGGCCAGCUGUACUCGGUGGCCGAGGCCAGCAAGAACGAGACGGGCGGCGGCGAAGGCGUGGAGGUGCUAAAAAACGAGCCUUAUGAGAAAGAUGGCGAGAAGGGACAGUACACGCACAAAAUCUACCACCUGCAGAGUAAAGUUCCGUCAUUCGUCAGAAUGUUAGCGCCCGCCUCAGCCCUCAACAUCCACGAGAAAGCCUGGAAUGCGUACCCGUACUGUCGCACAGUUAUUACUAAUGAAUACAUGAAGGACAACUUCCUGAUCAAGAUCGAGACGUGGCACAAACCCGACACGGGACGCAUGGAAAACGUGCACGGUUUGGACGGAGACACCUGGAAGAAGGUGGACGUGGUUUAUAUCGACAUUGCGGACAGAAGCCAAGUGGAUUCGAAGGACUACAAGUCCGAAGAGGAUCCCUGCAGGUUUAAGUCCAUGAAGACCGGACGAGGCCCUCUAGGACCAGACUGGAGGAAGGAGCUCCCCAACAAGAAGGACUGCCCACACAUGUGUGCCUACAAGCUGGUCACGGUCAAGUUCAAGUGGUGGGGCCUCCAGAACAAAGUGGAGAACUUCAUACAGAAGCAAGAGAAGCGUUUGUUCACCAACUUCCACCGUCAGCUGUUCUGCUGGAUCGACAAGUGGAUCGACUUGAACAUGGAGGACAUCCGCCGCAUGGAGGAGGAGACGCGCAAGGAGCUGGACGAGAUGAGAGUGAAGGACCCGGUCAAAGGCAUGGUGGCGCUAGAGGACUGAGGUUGGCUCUAGACUGUGAAUGCUGCUGCUCAUCAGACGCGACUCGGAGACACCAGCGGAUUCACGUCCUUUCUUUCCAACACGACACUUCCUCUGUACUUUUCAGGACGUGGACAAAAUGUGUUUUUCGUCUCCAUUGGCUGCACGGAGGCGCCCAAUAGAACACCCCUUCCCCCCCAUAGGUCCAUUGAUUGAUUGAUUGAAUGAUUGAUUGAUCGGUUAGUCAUGUCUGUCAGCAAUGUAGGAUUUCAUGAAUAUUACAAUCUUGUACAUAAACAAACACAGUAAGUCAUUGUAUUGAAUAAUGCAGUAUUUAUAUAUACUGUACAUAUAAAUAUAAAUAUAUAUAUAUAUAUAUACAUAUAUAUGUUAAAAGGGUUUUUAAAAUUAUUUUGAGUUUAUUCGUGGACUUUUUAUUUGUUCUUCCUCAAAUUGUUUCUCCGCCGUGUUUUUCUUUUUUUUUUUAAUUCCUAUUUCAUAACGUCGUCUACGGAGGUUAAUUUGUUUCUUUAUUCCGGAAAAAAAAAAUGUUGACCCUGAAAUUUAUGUAACUGAACUUUUCGCAUUUAAUUUAAGCUGACAUUUUCAUUCAAAAAUAAUUAAAAGUUAAGCAAUUAUUUGUGUAAAAAAAAAUAAUUGUCUAAAAAUUAAUUGGAAAAACAUUCACUGUAUAAAAAUUACUGUAUAAAAAUUCAGUGUAAAAAAUUCAGAAUACAAAAAUAACUGUAAAAAACUUAAUUGUACACAAAUUCAGUGCGAGCAUAUUCUGCAUUAUUUUUUGGACACUGAAUUUUUAUACACUGAAAUGUUUUUGCACUGAAUUUUAUACACUCAUAUUUUUACACAAUAAAAUAUAAAAAACUAUAUUUUGACGAACUGAAUUUUCAAAAACACAGAUUUUACUCAGAAUUUUGUUUAUCAAUAAAAUUGUCAGCAUAAGUAAAAGUAAAACAAAAUAAAUAAAAAAAUCAGUUACAUAAAUUUAGUGUAAAAAAAAUGUUUUGUGAUAAAGACACAAACUAACCUUCAUAGUCGGUAUUUUAGUUCCUUUUGUGUCACAUCGUGUUUGCCUUGUGGAGUGUGUAUGUGUUAGUGUGUGUGUGCGCGCGCGUAUGUGUGUUUGUGUGUGUGUGUGUGUUGACGGGAGGUAAUUAAAAAGCGAGGAAUGACCGACAAGAAAAACGACAACGUUCAUCAAUUAAAAACCUUCAGCCUGGUUUCCACUGACUGAGGGUACCACUUUUGGUACCACUUUUGGUAGCAAGCGCAGUGAAAAGGGGGCGGAGCUAGGCGUGCAGUGUGUUGAUUGGUCGCGGGGCAGGAGCCACGUUCAGCCCACAGCUUUGUUUUUUUAUUGGCCCUUCAAAAUAUAACGAUAAUUUAAUAAAUGAUAAUAUAAAUGA
Entelurus aequoreus (snake pipefish) is the source of this 2450-nucleotide messenger RNA. RefSeq names its product phosphatidylinositol transfer protein alpha isoform. Lineage: Eukaryota; Metazoa; Chordata; Actinopteri; Syngnathiformes; Syngnathidae. The transcript is spliced from 13 exons. The record is from RefSeq and is a predicted model, not a curated record. Gene Ontology annotation, cellular component: cytoplasm. The coding region runs from base 235 to 1047 and encodes 270 amino acids. Gene Ontology annotation, biological process: phospholipid transport. Gene Ontology annotation, molecular function: phosphatidylinositol binding; phosphatidylinositol transfer activity; phosphatidylcholine binding.